AUGUCCACGAGUUCCAGGGCUGUUAGCAUAUCGGAUCUAGCUGACGGCCAUGGACAUCAACCAACAAAUGAUGGCUUCCAGAGCACCGUGACAGAUGAGAAGCAGGCGUGCACUGAAGGUCCAGACCCUGACUUAGCCACCGGCCCAGAUGUGACGAAAUUCGAGGAGCUAGCCGGCUUGCCGGCAGAUUCAAAAGAUGGCCAACCCCCAGAGCACGAAUACAGAGUACCAGAUGAGGUUAUCUACCGAAUGGCAUCGACUGUGGCUCCAUCAAAUAGGUCCGUCCACCGGGACCCUGUCACCCAGGUGACGACAGACGCAGAGGGAAACACGUACCCCGAAGGCGGCCUGCAAGCAUGGCUGGUGGUGCUGGGCUGUUUUUGUGGCCUUUUUGGAUCGCUUGGGCUGAUCAACACCAUAGCCACCUUCCAGGCAUACAUCCAGACUCAUCAGCUGAAAGACUACAGUACCGGCAGCACUGGAUGGAUCUUCGGGAUGUACACCUUCCUGACCUUCUUCUGCGGCAUCCAGAUCGGCCCGAUCUUUGACGCACGAGGCCCACGCUUGCUCAUUCUGGCAGGCUCGAUCUGCCAAAUGGCGAUGGUCAUUUCCCUCGGGUUCUGCACACAGUACUGGCAUUUCAUGAUUGUGAUCGGUGUUCUGGGGGGUGUCGGCACAUCUCUCAUCUUUACGCCAGCCAUCUCAUCAAUCGGCCAUUUUUUCUACGAGAAGCGUGGACUCGCAACUGGGCUUGCUUCCACCGGAGGCUCACUUGGGGGCGUUGCAUUUCCUCUGAUUCUCCAAAGUCUUUUCCCCAAAAUCGGCUGGGCGUGGGCAACCCGAGCGAUCGCCUUGAUCUGUUUAAUUUCAUUGGCGAUUGCCUGUCUCCUGAUCAAGUCUCGACUGCCUCAGAAACCCUUUUCCAAAGAGAAUAUAUUGCCAGAUUUCCGUAUAUUCAGGGACGCGCGGUUUACGCUCACAACUGCGAGCGUCUUCUUCAUUGAAUGGGGCCUCUUCGUUCCGAUUGCCUACAUCUCAUCUUAUGCCAUCGACCAAGGCUUUUCUACCCAUUUCUCGUACCAGAUUAUUGCCAUCCUAAACGCGGGUUCAUUCUUUGGGCGAUGGCUGCCAGGCUUUUUCGCAGACAUCUUAGGCCGCUUCAAUGCCCUGAUCGCGACAGUGGCCCUAUGCCUACUUUGCAAUGCAUGCUUGUGGCUUCCCGCUGGAAACAGCCUACCCUUGCUCGUCGUGUACUCGGCCCUGUUCGGUUUUGCUAGUGGCAGCAACAUCAGCCUCACGCCCGUUUGUGUCGGCCAGCUCUGCAAGACCGAGCACUAUGGUCGGUAUUACGCCACUGCCUACACCAUUGUGAGCUUUGGGUGA
Molecule: messenger RNA, 1383 nt
Organism: Penicillium riverlandense
Lineage: Eukaryota; Fungi; Ascomycota; Eurotiomycetes; Eurotiales; Aspergillaceae
Product: MCT family MFS transporter
Exons: 1
Coding region: 1-1383 (460 amino acids)
Biological process (GO): transmembrane transport
Cellular component (GO): fungal-type vacuole membrane
Molecular function (GO): transmembrane transporter activity
Source: RefSeq, a predicted model, not a curated record